AUGACCUUGACCCACCCCCACCAGCAGCAGCCCGCCUACGGAGCGCCUCCCGCAGCCGGUCAAGUAGGUGGCGCGCCACCACCCCCAGCUCAGGGCGGGGAGUUUGCUGGCCAGCACCACCACAACGUCGACAGCUCCUACGAUGCCCCGGGCCAACAGAAAGUCUACAGUUCGGGAGUCGCUCACGACAACAACACUCUCGGGCACUCGCAAGGCCUCCAACACGAGACUGCGCACCACCCCUCGAACGAAGGCCCCGUCGAGAAGUUGAAGCACCACUUUAGUGGCGAGCACUCGCAGAACCCUAACAACGGCGGAGGCUUCGGCGCUGGAUACACUGGAACCGACCACGGUCACUCGAACAUCCACCCUCAACCUCACGGCCACGGUCAUGGUCACUCGGACGUGAACGAAUCCGCUAAAGUUGCAUCGGGUGCUCACGUCGGACAAGCUGGCGUCGGCGCCAGAAGUUAGUAGUGACGAGAUGACUUCCAUCCGAGUCCUAGAUUUCACAAACAAAGCCUGACUUGUUUCAUCCCUUCCAGCCACAGACACUGGAUCUCACCACCAUACCAGAUCUCGUAAGCCGUACUCACAAGCACAUCAAUUCUUCCCUCCACACUCGAAGCUAACAUUCACGUUCCUCAUGACUCGACGCAGACCACGACCAGACGGCUCACAAGCCUUCGGUAGGCGAGAAAAUCUCCGGCUCCGCCGAUGUUCUCAUCGGCAAGUUGACCCAGAACGAUGCCAAGAUUGCGCAAGGUGAAGCCAAGAAGACGUUUGGGAAAGAUGCAUUGGCCGAAGAUCGACCGAGGAACACCAUGGCCUGA
Molecule: messenger RNA, 833 nt
Organism: Microbotryum saponariae
Lineage: Eukaryota; Fungi; Basidiomycota; Microbotryomycetes; Microbotryales; Microbotryaceae
Source: the annotation of a GenBank genome assembly